AUGGACCGGAAUGUAAAAGACUCAGCUGGAUUGAACAGCUCGAGUUCUUCCAGCCGGAGUGAUGGUUUUGCAUCUGUUUCAAGUAUCAAUGUGAAGCAGCAGGCAUGUUUGGUAGAAUGGAUAAAUUCCGUUCUUCCCGACCUACAUUUUCCAGCAAAUGCUUCGGAUAAUGAGCUACGGGACAUCCUCAUUGAUGGAUCUGUUCUAUGUCGAAUAGUAAACAAGAUAAAACCUGGCUCUAUUUCUGAGCGUGACUCAAGACCAAAAGUCGAAAGAUUCUUGUCCGCUAUGGAUGAAAUGGGGUUGCCAAGGUUUCAAGUGGAUGACCUUGAAAAGGGAUCUAUGAAGAUGGUGUUGGACUGCCUCUGGACGCUGCGGAUGCAUUUCAUGAUGCGGUUUAGCAGAAUGGAUUCCAUGAACUCAGGAUGGAAAUCCGGAGGCGAUAGGGGGGGAAGUGCUAAUAGCACUCCAAAGGAGGACCGCUUCCGGAUGCUGUCUUCUCCACCUUUUGGAGAAGAUAGGCGGAAGUUAUUACCCGACACAAAAUCUGUACACGGAAUGCGCAAUAGUCCCAAAAUGACAGCCUCUGUCAUAAGUCACUCUGGCCACAAGUUUCAUGAGGUUUUUCAGCUCAAACAAGGGUCUUACGCAGACCUCCCUGCUGCAAAGAUUACAGAAAUGAUGAAAUCUAACAGCUUGGACAAUGCUCCGACUCAGUCACUGUUGAGCGUUGUCAACGGCAUAUUAGACGAGAGCGUGGAGAUGAAGAGUGGAGCAAUACCUCACAGCGUCGUUUGCCUUCUGAGGAAAGUCGUGCAGGAGAUUGAGCGUCGGAUAUGCACUCAAGCAGAGCACUUGCGCACGCAAAAUAACGUUUUCAAGGCUCGAGAAGAGAAGUACCAAUCCAGAAUUCGAGUGCUCGAAGCCCUUGCAACGGGGACUAGCGAAGAGACGCAGAUUGUCAUGAAUCAACUCAAGCAGAUUAAGAAUGAUAAGAACAAAUUUGAGGAGAAAAAGAAGGCGGACGAGCACGAGACAUGGAAACUUGUCAAAGAGAAAGAUGACCUCAAUCAAGUGGUGGCAAAUUUGAGGCAAGAGCUAAGAGGGAUGAACGACAUGACAAGUUCGGGGCAAGAUUAUAGUGAAAGAAGUGAGUUUAAUCAAGAAUCGGAAAAGACGAGGCAGGAGACUAGACGCAUUCAAGAGCACGAGGCAAUGAAAACCAGUGAGCUUGAGCAUAAACUAAAAGAAACACAAAGCUUGCUAACAGAGUCGAGAACUCGAACCACUAAACAAGAGCUUGAAGACAGACUGAAGGAGGCUGUAAGCUCGUUAGAUGAGUCGAGGUCUAGAGUAAAAGAGCUCGAGGCAACGAGAGAUGAAGUGAAGGAGCUUGAGGCUAUGGAUACAGAUGCUCGGACCACUAAACAAGAGCUUGAAGAUAGGCUGAAGGAAGCUGUAAGCUCGUUAGCUGAGUCCAGGUCCAGAGUUAAGGAGCUCGAGGAAAUGAGAGUCGAAGAAUCUCGAGUGAAGGAGCUUGAGGGUAUGGAUACAGAUGCUCGGACCACUAAACAAGAGCUUGAAGAUAAGCUGAAGGAAGCUGUGAGCUCGUUAGAUGAGUCGAGAAGUAGAGUGAAGGAACUUGAGGCAUUAUCAAAAUCAAAAUCCGAAUGGUGGAAGAAGAAAGAGCAACUUCACCAAAUCUUUACAGAUUCACAGCUUGGCGCACUACAUAUACUGAGAUUCACGUAUCAGUCGAUCCAGCAAGAAAUCGAGAAAACAGAGCUAUACUAUUCAGAAGCGCUCAGUGACUUAGGUUCAAAAAUAAAGGUUCUAGCUGAUGCAGCAAAGAACUAUCAUCCACUCCUUGCAGAAAAUCGGAAGCUGCACAAUGAGUUGCAGGAGCUAAAAGGAAAUAUUAGAGUCUACUGCCGGAUAAGACCGUUUCUCCCAGGGCAAAAGGGGAAGCAAUCAAUUAUUGAAAACAUUGGUGAAAAUGGUGAGCUAACGGUUGCCAACCCCGCCAAACCAGGGAAAGAAGGGCGCCGUUCGUUUAGGUUUGAUAAAGUGUAUGGCCUAUCAUCAACUCAAGCUCAAGUUUUUGCAGAUACUCAGCCAUUGAUACAAUCUGUUCUUGAUGGAUUUAAUGUGUGCAUUUUUGCCUAUGGUCAGACUGGUUCGGGGAAAACAUACACGAUGACUGGUCCAGAUGGAGCAAGUGAGGAUGAAUGGGGGGUCAACUAUCGAGCGUUGAAGAACCUGUUCACCAUCACACAAGAUCGGGGGACCAUCUUUAAAUACGAGGUUUCUGUUCAGAUGGUGGAGAUAUACAACGAACAAGUCCGCGAUUUGCUCUCCAAUGACGGCCAAAAAAAACUUGGGAUCUUGACUAGCUCCCAACCGAACGGGCUGGCCGUCCCGGAUGCAAACAUUCAGCAAGUCAACACGUCCGAAGAAGUUAUGAAACUGAUGGAUAUUGGACUGCAGAAUAGAGCUAAAAGCGCCACAGCCAUGAACGAAAGAAGCAGUCGAUCACACAGUAUUGUCUCAAUUCACACGCGAGGAACGGAAUUGAAGAGCGGUUCAUCUCUACGAGGCAGUCUUCAUUUGGUAGAUCUUGCAGGGAGCGAAAGAGUAGACCGCUCAGAGGUGACGGGAGACAGGCUUAAAGAGGCGCAACAUAUCAACAAAUCGCUAUCUGCCCUCGGUGAUGUCGUCUUUGCUCUGUCGCAGAAGUCUGCUCAUGUUCCUUACCGCAACAGCAAGCUCACUCAAGUCCUUCAGAGCUCAUUAGGUGGCCAUGCAAAGACCCUGAUGUUUGUACAGCUUAAUCCCGAUGCUACUUCUUUUAGUGAAACGUUGAGUACCUUAAAAUUUGCUGAGAGGGUGUCGGGAGUCGAGUUGGGUGCAGCAAAGAGCAGCAGAGACAGCAAAGAAGUACGCGAAUUGACGGAUCAGAUUGCAACUCUUAAAGAGAGUUUAGCUAAGAAAGACGAGGAGUUAGGGGCGCUGCAGAAGCCGCUUAGAGAUCCAAAAAUAGGAGUUUCUGGAGAGAGAAGGGGUCCUAGAUCAAUGAGGUAA
This is a messenger RNA of Salvia hispanica, 3081 nucleotides long. The record is from RefSeq and is a predicted model, not a curated record. NCBI's taxonomy places the organism in Eukaryota, Viridiplantae, Streptophyta, Magnoliopsida, Lamiales, Lamiaceae.